Equus caballus (horse) is the source of this 1735-nucleotide messenger RNA. RefSeq names its product serpin family A member 10 (gene SERPINA10). Gene Ontology annotation, biological process: blood coagulation. The record is from RefSeq and is a predicted model, not a curated record. Gene Ontology annotation, molecular function: serine-type endopeptidase inhibitor activity. Lineage: Eukaryota; Metazoa; Chordata; Mammalia; Perissodactyla; Equidae.
AGCUCCUCCCACAAGGAGCUGGAUCUUACUAAGGCGACCCCUCGAGUCAGAGGCAGAAGCUCUCCUGGUGGGAUUUCGGUCACAUUCAGAGUUGGAGGAGCAGCUGGGAAAUGUGGGAAGCCUCUCUCUCUGUCUGCUUUUCCAGAAAUGCCACCAUCUCCAAGCAGGAUGUUAAUCAGUAACAGCCCCACCGGGGAGCAUACUUUGGAACAGCAAAUAUUUACUGCAGGCUUUCGGCUGCAAACCCCAACCUUCUGUCUUUGCUCUGAAUGAAGGAACUUCCCAGGCACCAGGGGGCCACUCACUGGAAGUCUUGCUGCUGAACAGACGCGCCCCUGUGGCCUCCACGGCUGACCAAAUGAAGCUGGCACUGAGCCUCCUGCUCCCCUGCCUCCUGGCCGAGGCGUGGCUGGUGCUCAGUUCAGCCCCUGGACGCCAGUCGCCAGAGGCCCAGGCAGGGCUGGAGACUCUGCAGACCCCCACUGCCCAGAACCACACCAGAGAGGGAGUGCGGGCUUCAGAGGAGGAGGAGGUGGUGGAGGCGGAAGUGGUGGAGGUGGAGGAGGAGAAGGUGCAAGAGGAGGAGGAGGGGGAGCCCCGGCUGAGGGCCAGCGGGCAGAAGCUCUCCGAGGAGAUCUCCAACCUCGGGUUCAGCCUGCUGCGCAAGAUCUCCAUGAGGCACGACGGCAAUGUGGUCUUCUCCCCGCUUGGCCUGUCCUCGGCCAUGGCAGCCUUGAUGCUGGGGCCCAAGGGGCAGACCAAGGCCCAGCUGGAGAGUGCGCUCCACCUGCGGGCGCUGAACCAGACCAGGCCCCCGCACCUGCCUGCCCUGUUUAAGCAGCUCAGAGCGAGCCUCUCCCGCAACCCCGAGCUCGGCCUCGCCCAGGGGAGCUUUGCUUUCAUCCACAAGGAUUUUGACGUCAAAGAGACCUUCCUCAAUUUUUCCAGGCAGUAUUUCGACAUAGAGUGUGUGACUCUGAAUUUUCGCAACGUCUCACAGGCCAGGGGGCUCAUGAAUCGUUACAUUAACAAAGAGACUUGGGGGAAAAUCCCCCAACUCUUUGUUGAGAUCAAUCCUGACACCAAAUUAAUUCUUGUGGAUUACGUCUCGCUCAAAGGGAAGUGGCUGGCCCCCUUUGACCCUGUCCUCACGGAGACAGACACUUUCCACCUGGACAAGUACAAGGCGGUUAAGGUGGCCAUGAUGUACAAGGUGGGCAUGUUUGCCUCCACCUUUGACAGGAAUUUCCGCUGCCAUGUCCUCAAACUGCCCUACCGAGGAAACGCCUCCAUGCUGGUGGUCCUCACGGAGAAAAUAGGUGACCACCUCGCCCUGGAAGACUACCUGAGCACAGAGCUGGUGGACACGUGGCUCAGAAACAUGAAAACCAGAAAAACGGAAGUUUUCUUUCCAAAGUUCAAGUUAGAUCAGAAAUACGAGAUGCACGAGCUGCUUAAGCAGAUGGGGAUCAGAAGGGUCUUCUCACCCGGGGCUGACCUGAGCGAGCUCUCGGCGGUUGCAAGCAAUCUCCAAGUGUCCAAGGUUUUACAAAGAGCAAUAAUUGAGGUUGAUGAAAAAGGCACUGAGGCUGCGGCAGGAACCCUGACAGAAAUCACUGCUUAUUCCAUGCCUCCCAUCAUCAAAGUGGACCGGCCAUUUCAUUUCAUCAUCUAUGAAGAAACCUCUGGAACGCUUUUAUUUCUGGGCAGGGUAGUGAACCCAACUCUCCUAUGA